UAUUAUCGCUCACAGUCACAGUUGACUUACGUCUGACUUGGGGUUUCUUCCGUCACAACCCGAGGCUCGAUAGCCUUCAUAGAUCUGAAAAGUAUGUUUCAAGUGUGACCGUUCAUCUCUCAAACUGUGAGUACUUUGAACCAGUCUGUUUCCCAUGCUAGCAUUUUCAUUCUACCCAAUUGUUUCACUCAAUUUUCCAAAACCCAGUUCAGUUAUGAUUUAUGAUUGCAACUUCUGUGUGGUUUAGAGCAAAAUUGUCUAGAAAAGGAAUGACAAUUUAUGUAAUUACAUUAGGAUUUGAUACAUUUGCUUAGGGAGAAUCCUGCCCUGUUGUUUAUCCAUCGGUUUUUCUAGGGGUUAGUGGGUUCUUGAAAUUCAGUUAGAUCUCAUACUUAUAGAGGGCCAAAAAAUGGAUAUGCAUCUGAAGAAUCUUUUUGCAAGAUUUCAUGAACAGUUUGGUUCAGGUCCAGGACUGGGUCCUGGAUCUGGGACAUGUCUUCUCAAAGUGGAAGGCAUUUCCCCUCCUUUCAUCAAAUCCCUCUAUAGAGCUGCUGCAGCCCUAUACCGGACCGAUCCGUGGAGACGAUUGUGUCCGGUGCACCUUUUUGGUGUUCGGGUUGGGAAAGAUUCCGACUGGUCUGGUAAAAAGCAGCCUUUCCCCUGCAUUCAGUUCAUAGGUGGGGAUGGAGGGGAUUUAGGGUUUCAUUUGUUUCGGUCUGCAAAUGAUGCUAAGAGGAUGACUGGGUCUAGGGAAACAAUUAGGGUUCCAAAUGUUGAGGUUUUUAGAGUGACCUAUGAGUUGGAGUCUUUGAUGUUUCCGUCGAAUAAGAAGGUGGUUAAGUCGUUUGCAUUGGAAGUGUCUGGUACUGACCGCUUUCCUGUUAUCGAUGUGGCGCGUUGUAAUUCGUCUGGUGGGCUUCAGUUUAGAAAUCCCUCCCUUGAAGAGCUUAGAUUCGUGUAUGCUGUCAUGAGAGCCAUUUCGUUGGUGCACCCUUUGCUUCAGCAAGAUGACGAUGCUUGUCCAAAGUGGUCAAGAGUAAUGAAAUUUGAGCCUUUUAUUGAGACAGUUGAUGCACAAUGGCCUCCUGAAAUGGCCAAGGGUAGUGAUCUUGUUGCAGUUACGGUCUCACAUCCGCCUGGUCAGGGAUACCAAGAAAAGGCCAGCUCAACAGCUAGCUCAACCCCCACAAAGCACACAGACCCACCAAGGGAUGAGAAUUUUAUGGAUUUGCAGUUGAGCUAUUAUAGUGUUGGUUUGAGGCAGUGUGUUAUGUGUGAGAGAGAAGUCCACGGACAACAAUCUAUCACUUGCGACCAGUGUCGUGCGGUGAGUUACUGCAGUGCCCUUUGCCUGAAGCAACACUGGAAGGAAACGCAUAAUACAUUGUGCGGGCUUUACAAGGGGAUGAUGGAAAGAGAAGAAGAGUUGGAAGUGAAGAUCUUCAUCUUCCCUCGUUCCGCUGACCUGCCGUGUAAGUGGCUUGAGGCGUUAGGUAUCCAUCAAAAGGGAAUGUGGCGCCGGAAGUGCAGUUGUUUUUCCCAUUGCCCUUUUGGUCUGCUUCCUGCUAAAGAUGGACUUUGGGAUUCUUGGGGUGGGCUUGAUGAUGAUGAGUAUCCAGUUGAUUCACCUUUAACAGUUGGGUUUUUAAGUCCCAUCCUUCUCUCUGGGUGGUUGGAGUACUAUAACCUUCGCUCACUUCCAUUGUCAAGUCCCGUUUCUGACAUUCUCUCCCACCCAUUGACACUUUAUUACAUACUAACCUCACUGAGUAUCAGCACAAAGAACCGCUUACUGGAUGGCAAAGAGGUGGUUCUUCACUAUCUUGGGCCAGAAGGGGAAUUGGAUUGGAUGCCUGCUUUUGCUGAAAUAGGUCAUCUACUUAACGGGACAGCCAAUAUACAGAUAGUAAUGGUGGGUCCCGGAGUUCCGAUGAAUUUGUCUGGGACAACUUUGGGGAUAAGUAACAGAGUGAGGGUGAAUCUUGUGAGUGGUCUUUAUCAGGAGGAAGCAGCUUACCUUUCUUCUCCCCAUGUAAUUGUCGGACUAAAUUGUAGAUUGGAGAACUAUGCGAGUUGGGUUGACGCCUUGCACUUGAUCAAGUCCAUGGGUGUUCCGGCAUUUUUCACUGAUCAGUCAGAAAUUUCUUGUGCUAAUGCUAAACAAGUUCUUCAGAGUGCUGGGCUCAAUGUUACUCAACCUGUGACACCAAAUCCUUUUCGAUCACCGGUGAGGAAUCAUGGACCUUGUAACAAUCUUCCCUCAUAUAGCAAUGGAUUUUUGUUUGGAGUGAAUACAUGAUCUCGAACCCUAGAGGGUUUGAAUCAGAGUCUUUUCAAGGAAGUUCAACCCUGCUUUACCUUAAUGUAUUGAAACAUUGCUUUUAUAUUGUUGUUCUUAGUCUAUGUGUGAUUGCUGUAGAGUUUAUUUAUUUAUCUUUGAUAAGUAAUAAAUUUAUUGAAAAUGCAUGCAGGGGACUCCACCCAUGUACUCUGUAGAGUUUAUUUAUGUCUCAUUUGAAUUCCUGGGUAUAUGUACCAAAUUUCUAUUUCUUCAAUUGGGUAGAAAUGGGUUUCAA
Messenger RNA from Rhododendron vialii, 2576 nucleotides. RefSeq lists its product as uncharacterized. The record is from RefSeq and is a predicted model, not a curated record. The transcript has a single exon. NCBI's taxonomy places the organism in Eukaryota, Viridiplantae, Streptophyta, Magnoliopsida, Ericales, Ericaceae. Bases 410 to 2299 code for a protein of 629 amino acids.